Messenger RNA from Scylla paramamosain (green mud crab), 4075 nucleotides. RefSeq lists its product as uncharacterized. The transcript has 5 exons. The record is from RefSeq and is a predicted model, not a curated record. Gene Ontology annotation, molecular function: GTP binding; GTPase activity. Lineage: Eukaryota; Metazoa; Arthropoda; Malacostraca; Decapoda; Portunidae. The coding region runs from base 343 to 2688 and encodes 781 amino acids.
AGGGUUGCGGGAGCAGGUCGGCCUAUCACACAUCAGUUGCUCUGUGGUGAAGUGUGUGAGAGGGUGUGCAGACUGGCAGCGACCUGUCGUUCAUCUGAUAAAGAAUCGAUUGCAUUAUGCAUAACUUCGUUAUAUCUACAAGACUCAAAAAGAGGAAUGCGUCAAGUUGAUGACGAAAUUGGACAUCUGGAAAACUAAUAAGUGUGUAUAAGAGAAAUACAAAAUGCAAAUUCCGAAUCCGUGAAAGAAAACACGUGAUACUUGUUUUGUAGGGGACUUUAGUCUUUUCUUUGGACUGAUGUGGUUAAUAUAAAGUCAACGAGAUUUUGCUCACGCCAACAAAUGAAAAUGAAGUUCAAGAUAGGUUUCCUUGCUUCAUUGCCACUGACUACGGACACUGAAUUGGUGACGACGACUGUCAAGUUCCAACCGAGAGGUGAGAGGUUGGAGCGGGUGGGGGGCGGGCGCGAGCGGGACCAGUACAGGGCGUGCCUCCAGACCGUGGCUGACGAGACUGGUCAGGAGGACGACCCAAGGGACCAACACUGCCUCCUCCCCCACCCCGCCAAUACAAGGGUGAGCGCCGGUCUCCAGUGUUACAAGUCACAUGUAGCAGCUGAUGGUGACGGCAGUGCUUCUCGCGGCAGGUCUUCAAGCACGAGUUCCAGCGAGUUUUCUAAUACUAAUAACAGCGACAGCAUCAGCUUUAACAGCACAAAUAGCAGUGGCAGCAAUGGCAGCACAGGGAACAGUUUCGUCUCUAGCAGCACCCAUAACAGUGAAAGCAUAAACGUCCAAACCAAUAACAGACCAGGGAAAAAGUUUACUUUUAGCCCUAGAAAUGAUUCAAGAAAACGCCGCAUCGGAACCGGCACCAACAGUCCCGCCAGUGUAGCCCUCACCACCACCACCACAACUGCCUGCUUGGAGUUCAACGUCAAUGGCAAAGCAGACAUCGGAGACAGCGCGACUAAGGGCGUCAAACUCAAGACUAACAGCCUCAGUAGUAACAGCAGUUAUGAAAGUCAAACCAGCAGUAACAGCAGCAAUAAAAGUUUCAGAAACUUUUUCCAUCGAGGAAGUGUAUUCAGCAAUAGCAUUAAAUUGCGAAACAGCAUCAAGAAAUCUGGUAAGAACAAUAAUGACAAGAGUACUCGUAAAAGCACCACCGCCACAACCACCACUAUCAACAGUGGUAGCAGCGUCACUAACAGCAUCAACAGCAACAUCAAGGAGAACAGCAGGUUUCUCCUCCCUGCAGACAGUGUUACCAACAUCGUCGUCGUUGGGGACAAAGGAGUCGGCAAGUCAGCCAUCAGCGUACGCUUUCUGACCCGCCGCUACAUCGGGGAAUACAGUUCAGACUCGGAAAUGAUAUACCAGCACGACACCACGGUGGACCAUGCACCCGCCUGCCUCCAGCUGCUGGACGUCACCACCAUGCAGACGCCUUACCAAAUCCUGAACCACCUCUCCUGGGCCCAUGCCUUUGUGGUCGUGUACGACAUCACCAGUAGAACUUCCUUCAUUCACGCCAGACAACUUCUGCAUAUCCUUCAUUCUUGUUUCCACACAAAUCCCUCCUUCAACACCAAUUUCUCUCCACAAUCAAGUUCCUAUAAAACUAGUGAUUGCACUGCGCACACGAACAUUUCCCAUGAAAUAAAAAUUCCUGCUUGUACUAAAAACGAUAGGACAACGAACGGUGACUGUGUUUUUAAUGGACAGCCUAUUUUACCCAUUACCAGUGUUGGUUCCCGACAUCCACAGUCACUUCACAGCCUCACAUCAACAAACCACCACACACACCAGUGUUACCAAGCUGACCCAUCACCGACUGGGCAGGGUUACCUUUUCCAGUCAUCUCUCCCGGUCUCCUCGCAAGGGAGGCGGGAACCUGCCAGCCGUGUUCACCAUGCCACCACUCCCUACUACGGUUUUUCACGUAGUACCAGUGAUGACACGCCCUUCAGUCACUGCCGCUGUCAUUGUCACAGUCUUCAUACUAAGUUACCAUGUGGUACAACUUUAGAUAAUUACGACAGUAAUUACAACAAAAACUCAUUUAUUGCUAGUCAUGUUUAUUAUGAUUCUAUAGAUACCUUAGUUCCAGACCAUCCUAGGUAUGAUUACAACAAAGGUAAAACUUGGUCUCCUACCGACAAGGUACGACGAAUUCCACUAGGCUAUCACAGCAACUUUGACUUAUGUGAUGAAGGACAAAAGUCGCAAUCUAUUUAUGAAAGGAGUACUAACGGGUGUAGGUUACAUCACUCUUACAAUAAACUCCUUCCUGGACACGCUGCCUUCGGUUACCAAGACUGUCUUCCAUCGAGAGCAAGCUGUUCCUCUACUGUGCCCCUGCGGAGGCAUACCACUCUUCUCCUCGGCAACAAACGAGACUUAGAACACAUCAGGCGCGUGUGGACCGACGAGGGAGAGGCGCUUUCUCUGGAAUUCAGCUGCCAGUUCUAUGAGGUGUCGGCAGCAGAGUCCGUUCUUGGGGUUCAUCUAGCCUUUCACUCCCUUCUGAAGGAAACUCGGGCACUACAGUUAAUAAGAAGCUUGCCUUAUAGGAAUUCUCAGGAUUCUACCAAAGGCACCGUGUCCUCAGCUGUAUCUAAAGUCAUUGGCAACUUUUUCCGGGUAGGAAAAGUUGGACAUAAGAGACAGUCAAACAGUAUUUGACCAGCACGUGUCGCCUGAAUCCAUCAGGUACUCUUCUAACCCCUACGUAGCCCACCGGCGUAAAAUAUUAGAAUCUUUGCCCAUGAACAAGACGAACUAGUUUAUAAAUAGUUUCAAAUAUUGUUAUUUACGCUUCAUUCUAAACCAGCGAGGCACUUCAGGGUUGCGUUAGCUACGCAAUACAAUGUUGCCUAGAAACGCACGCGCCGUGAAUAAAUUUUGCGGCAAUAUUUUGAAAUGUACUGAUAGAAGAGAGAAAAAACAUGGAAACACUUUUCACCUGCUGGAACCGUGUACAAACAUGCUGAAACUUUAUGGAAUAACCAAAUAUGUUUUGUAAAGCGGUGCAGAGAAGAAAAUAAUUUUCAUCAAGCAGUUUUUAUUAGAAAAAAAUAACAUAAGCAACACUCUUAAAAUACCAAACAGUACUUUUGACGUGCAAAGGUUGACGUCCGUCCGCUAGACUACCACUACCAAGGUUAAGAUUUCAUUGGAUUUUUUUUUUUUAACAUGAUAUAUAUCAAUGGAAUGUAAGUACACUUGAAAACUUAAAAUAUAUAUCUGGUAAAGAUUUUUUUUUUCUUCCGCAAAUGAUGGCAGCAAAACAAAUGACGUCAUUGUCCGCCGAUUCGCUUCUGUUUCAGCUAUGUAUGGGCAGACCAGCACUGUUAUUGUAUCAAUACCUCCAUUCCUUUCUUUCAUAUAUGAAUAUUUGUCUGGAUUCUUCAACAAAACAAGCAGAGCUUGUCGAGCCUUCUGACCGUGUUUACAUGUACUGCUACAGCUACUCUGCUUGUUUCGUGGAAGAAACCAGACAAAUAUCGAUAUAUGAAAGAAAGGAAUGGAGGUAAUGAUACAAUUGCAAUGCUGGUCUGGCCAUACAUGGCUCAAACGGCGGUGAAUCGGCGGACAAUGACAUCAUUUGCUUUGCUGCCAUCAUUUGCGGAAAAAAAAUCAACAUUCUGUACCAGAUAUAUAUUUCAAGUUUUCGAGUGUACUAACAUUCCACUGAUAUAUACCAUGUGGAAAAAAAUCAAAUAAAAUCCUAACGUUUCGUUUUAAAUGUUUUUUUUUUUUUUGUUAUUAUUAUAAAAUGUUUUUAUUAUACAUCUUUUUUCUUUUUUCUUUUUUUAUAUAUCUAGAGGGAAAAAUCGUAUUGAAUCCAAGACGGUACCGGUGAUCACGUCGCAUCUGGGAACACAGGAAUUAGAGGGAAAGGUACAGGGUUGUGCACUAUUAGUAAAACCUGCACGUGAACCUUAAUCUUAAAGUGACUGUCAAGAUGUAGGUUUGCAGGACCCAUGGCAACGUCUCUCCCUAUUUAAUAAAGGAGGUAAUAAUGCACCAGUGUACGAAUACGAACACACACAAUAAAUAAAUAAAUAAC